CAUCAAAAUGUCUAGAACAUUUUUUCUAGCCAAGUUAACAAUUAAUUGAUGUAGAAAUCUGCCUGAAAAUUGAGGAAAAAUUUUUUUUAGUCAACUUUUGAAGUGAAGCUGCAUUAUAACUCGGGUAGUAAAUUUACGUCGAAUUUUAUACAAAAGUUGGAAACAAAUUGUCGUCAAAAAUGGAAAAGUCCAAAGUUGACGGACAUUUCACAAAAAAUUCAAGGAAACUUUUGCGAAAGCAAACUGUACUACUAGGGUAUGGGGAAGACUAAUCUCUAUACUUAUAACUAUCAUACGAUCGUGUCUCAAUCCCGACAAAUUCCGACUUUAGUCGAUAGUUGGAAACUUUAAUAAUACUGGUAAUUUUAAAAUCCUCCAUAACUGUACAGAUGAAAACAAUUUCUCAAAUAAAAAAAACAUUUAUACAAAGUAAAAAUUUAAAAACCAAUUUUUGUUUUCCAAGACUAAGUGCGAGUGUUCAAAUGAGAAGAACAUCUAUAACAUUAUUUCAAAACUGAUAAUUCUUGACUAGUUUCCAACAUAACCUCACGAUGAGUACAAAAACUAAUAGUGGAGGGGAAAUCGAUCCUGUACAAGAAGAAUUAGUUGGUAGAAUUCGUGAAGUAGGAAAUCAAGCAAUUUGGAGUCUGUCAAGUUGCAAACCCGGUUUCGGAGUUGAUCAAUUACGAGAUAAUAUCACUGAGACUUACUGGCAAUCGGAUGGUCAAUUACCACAUCUUAUAAAUAUUCAGUUUAGAAAAAAAACUACCAUCAAAGACAUUUGUAUAUACACCGAUUAUAAAUUAGAUGAAAGUUAUACACCAAGCCGAAUUAGUGUCAGAGCUGGAACAAACUUCAAUGAUUUACAAGAGGUUGAAAUAAUGGAUUUGAAUGAACCUAGUGGAUGGAUAGUCAUACCAAUAAAAGAUAUAAAUGAUCGUCCAAUACGCACUUUUAUGAUUCAGAUUGCAGUCAUCAGCAAUCAUCAAAAUGGAAGGGAUACACAUAUGAGACAAAUCAAAAUUCAUAGUCCGGCACAAGAUAUUUUAAGGCCUUCUUUAUAUUUUCCUGAAAAGUUUGUUACUAAUGAAUUUAAAUAUUUUUCAGUAAUUAGAUAAAUAUAUAUAAUUUUCAGAUA
Microplitis demolitor is the source of this 1138-nucleotide messenger RNA. RefSeq names its product anaphase-promoting complex subunit 10 (gene APC10). The record is from RefSeq and is a predicted model, not a curated record. Lineage: Eukaryota; Metazoa; Arthropoda; Insecta; Hymenoptera; Braconidae. Gene Ontology annotation, cellular component: anaphase-promoting complex. The transcript is spliced from 3 exons. Bases 552 to 1118 code for a protein of 188 amino acids. Gene Ontology annotation, biological process: protein K11-linked ubiquitination; anaphase-promoting complex-dependent catabolic process.